AUGGCUAGAAAUAAGAGCAAGGCGGACGGCAUGCGACCGAACGGGUCAGCACAAUGCACUUCUGCUGUGCAGAGCGCUUCGGCCACCGAAGCAAGCCCUUUUCUUUUCAAAACGGCAAGAGGACAAGUUGCAGAGAGCUCACCUUCCACCACCCCCAGAAACCCAUUCCUGUUGCCAUCAGUUCCAAAACCCACAAAUGGUCCGAAAUCUACCACCACAACCGCCAUCACCGAAAAGAACACGCACAAGAAGGCCCUUUCGAAAGACGAGUACCUUGCGGAAGCCCAGAGGCGGCACAACGUCAGCCGUGCCAGGAGAGACGCCGAGCUGAGGGAGUUGUACCGAAGUUGCCCAUCUAUCAAACGUGCCAUCAAGCGUUAUUCCCAAAGGAGGUCCCAGUGGGCGAAAUCGAUGAGGAAAUUACAAAAAGCCGGCGCUUUCUUGGAGAAUAUGGGCGCCCUCGGCGGUGCUCCGCAAUUACAAAAGAUGUCACCCAAUGGUUCAGCCAUAGCCACCAUAGAACCACCAUCAGCCAAUUCUCCGGCUCUUCCUCAGACCAAUUUCACUGUAGACGACCAUCCCGAUAAUAACAGCAGCAAGGCUCCCAGUGUCACCAGCAGCUCCGACGAAACAGUCAAGUCGGACACUAGGACGGUCGACUCCCUUUCGACGAACAUCACGACACCGGACCUGUCCGACUGUGAUAGCCUGGUCAAAUCCGCGACGAAACCAACCAAGCAAAAUACGACUUCCUCCUCAGCUUCAGUGACCUCCUCAGCUUCAGUCACCCCUUCACAAGACAAGACCGAUGCUGUCACAGAACAGCCCGCUCCCAAAGCAGAGAAGUUCAAGAUUACUAUCAACGUCGAGACUGUAGCCCCAUCGAAGGGGUCCAAGUCUUCCACCCAAAACGCCAAACAGGAUGCGGCACCAAUAACCACCAGCGGCGCUCUGACGCCCAAGAAGUCGGUUGACGAGAAGGCCGAGAAGAAGCAGAAGACGAGCAGCGACAAGGCGGACGGUCAAGAACUCCAGAAGGAGAAGCAAAAGGAGAAGAAGCCCAAGGCCGACGGUGCUGCCCAACCAACGCCAGAAAAGAAGUCCAAGAAGCACAAGCGGGAUGAGGACGACAAGGACAAGGAAGAAGGCGCCACUGAGGAGCCCAAGGCGAAGAAAUCCAAGACCUGCAGCUCAGAACCCCCAGCCAUGACUCCUGCCUCAGGCAUCGACAAGUCCUAUAAGCCCUACCCGAACGUACCCCCAGAAAUCAGGAAAGAGCUCUUCAUCGUCAAGGCCGAAGAAAUGAUUUUCGACCCGCUCGGCUACGACGACUUGGUCUACGACGACACCAGGCCCAAGAGCAAGCGGCCCAAGUGGAGGAAGACCGGUCGCAACACGGGUCACAACGAUAUGAUGAUGUCCGGCGGUAUUGGUCCUGCAGACGGAUCCUCCUCUUCUGGUUCCCACAAGUCCAAGAAGAACCGGUCGGGCGGUGACGACAGUCUCUCCAAGCAGGUGCUCAAGAAGGGGCAUAACAAGAGGGUUGCGGAGGAGGUUUCUUCGCUCAAGGAGUCGGGCUCGAGCUCCACUUUCGGGGAGAAGAGGGAGAAGAGGGAGAAGAGGGAGAAGAACGAGUUCAAGAAGAACAAGCACGGCCACGACCACGGCCAUCGGGACCAGCACGAGCGGGACGGCCAGAAGAACUGGAAGCAUAAGCCAAACCAGUCGGGGAGUUUGGCGGCCAAGUUCAGGAGGCACAACAAGUGA
Messenger RNA from Sordaria macrospora k-hell, 1767 nucleotides. RefSeq lists its product as uncharacterized. The record is from RefSeq and is a predicted model, not a curated record. Lineage: Eukaryota; Fungi; Ascomycota; Sordariomycetes; Sordariales; Sordariaceae.